UGCCAUUUAACCGCAUGUAUCCUAGAAAGCAGCAAGCAAGUCAUGAUUUAACUGCACUGACAACUUGUUACCACUGAAAGCAAACCUACACUCCCAGUGACCAAAGCUUUCCUGGCAGAGCUCACUCUCCGGAUUUAUCAUUAACAUCUACAUCCUAACACUGCUAAAUAAUUCAGCACAGCAUUUAGCCUUAUGUCCUUGCCUCUCUGCGCAUAAACCGCUCUCACUAUUUACUGUAUGCUCCAGCAACAGGGAGAAAAAACCUGUCUGGACCAUGCUCCCUCUUCGCACUGUGUAACUGAGGGACAGCCUCUGCUGUCAACACAGCGGUGUGGGGUUUACUUAUUUUAUUUUGUUGGGAAAAGUGUUUAUUAGAUACCUAAAUAUAGAGUAUUACUUAUGUGCGCAGAGUCAUGACCGCGUGGACUCAGAUUCACAUGCAAAUUCCCCUUUUAAUAAUCCUAAUGCAGGAACUCUCCAAUCAGAGCGCUAUCAGCCCCAGCUCUCGGAUACCUGAUGCCAGCUUUGCUGGUAAUGUAGGCCACUGAAGCAAAUCCAGAGAGAUUGAGUUGGAAGUGGAAAGAGGCUCUAUUUGCUUGGCUUCCCGAUGAUGGGGGGGGCGUCGGGGUAUAACUUCUUAUUUUCUUUUCCACUAUAAAUGGGAUAUCAUUUAAGAAGGAUCAUUAGCUGAGAGCAGCCCAGCUCGAUCAAGGCUGGGAGGCGGGGACACAGUUGCAAGCAGUGAAGCAAGGUGGAAGCACGAAGACAGGAGACCAGGUUAAUGAAAGCAUGAGGUGGCUCUUGGGCAGCAGCUGGACAAAAUUUGGACAUGCUGACAGGGGAAACUAUGACUGGCUAAACAGUGAACCAGGUGGGCCACUUCUGGAAACAGAGCUUCAGAGCAGUCAACAGACAAGCUCAACCAAAGAUGACAUAGAACCAUUUCUGUGCAUCAUAUUGCCUGCCACCAUGAUGCUCUUCCUGGCAUUCCUGCUGCUCUUCCUGUACCACCGUUGCCAGCGCCAAACUCCACAGGGCCAGAUCUUCAGCAUCGACCUCCCCGAGGCCCUGCCUGAGCAUGAUGUGUCCAAUUUCCUUUCCGUGCUGCCCUGGAACACUGAACAGAGCUUCCACUACUCCACUCUGCUCCCUGAUGCCACAUUCCUCACUGUGUGCUUGCCUCCAUCCUACGAGGAGGCCACCAUGAAGACUUCCAUGGACGAGGCUCACACUGAGCUCUCUGCAGAACCAGUGCCUCCUUACGAAGAGAGCGCGUUGCAGUCCAACAGUGCCAAAUAAACUUCCUACGGAAGCACAUUAGCUAAAGCGUGCAGACCCUCAAGGCACAAACAUGGAACUGCUAUAAGGCCUUUAAAAUGUUCAAGAAGAUUCCAAGUAAGGCGCCAAACCAGUGAACUAACGAAAGAAGAAACUUGGAGUAACAGGGAACGAGCCUCUUCACCUCAUUCUACUAUGCUUUUCUACUUUCCAUUUGUUGCAAGCAUGUACACACAGCGUAGCACCAAAUCAGUCCCAGACUGGUAACAUGGGUAUUCUAGCUCAAAAAGGGUGUCACGCAAGAAUUAAACUUAAGGACAAGUGGAAAUCUGUGCCUCUGCAAUCCCUCAGCUAC
Molecule: messenger RNA, 1633 nt
Organism: Neopsephotus bourkii (Bourke's parrot)
Lineage: Eukaryota; Metazoa; Chordata; Aves; Psittaciformes; Psittacidae
Gene: SMIM28
Product: small integral membrane protein 28
Exons: 2
Coding region: 790-1299 (169 amino acids)
Source: RefSeq, a predicted model, not a curated record